GGAAAGAGAGCCGAUUUCGAAGCGGCUGAUAGGUGGACUCAAAUGCCGCAGUCCCAAUGCCACCAACAGAAUUUGAGAUCUUCCAUCGAUAUCGCUGAAGUAGAGAUGGGCGUCAUGCCUGCAGAAGAGAUGGGCAGUGGCAAUAAGACGGCACGACCAGGGGCUCCACCAUUGCUGAAGAGCUACCGCUGGCCUUGGUACGAGCUGCUCCUCUACGGCAGCGUCAUAGCCGCGGCAUUCCCUUAUGUGUGCUGGAUUGGCUACAGCUACUCCAACAAGCUGGAGCUGUGGCAGCUGGAUGACCUGGGCAUACUGCCCGGCUGGAUAGGCCAGCGGCACAUCGACAUGUACGACUUCCAGUGGGAGGGAAUCCGCAAUGCACUGCCCAUUCUCACUCUCGGGGCCAUGGCACACGUCGGCGGCAGCCGGCUGCUGAGGGUCUAUCUGGCAUCGACUCGGGAGGAGGGUGGUGAUGAUGGCGGUGCGGAGAGGGACGCGCCCCUUCUUGCCUACCACCUGCUGUUUGGGAUGGUGUAUGUGUGCUAUCUGCAUGGUUGCGGCACCUUCUGGCUGCUCUCCCUGGUGCUGGUCAACUUCUGCAUCAGCCGCCUGUGUGCGGCAGGCCACUCACUCGGCCCCGCCCUCACAUGGCUAUUCAAUGUGACCAUCCUCCUGACCAAUGACUACUUCGCCGGCUACCGAUUUGAGUGGAUCCAUCCGCGGCUCGGUGCGCUGGACCAGGAGCCCUUCAUCGGCGUGUCUCGGUGGCAUGUGCACUUCCCCAUGGUGACGCUGAAGCUGAUAUCGUUCAACAUGGACCUCUACUGGGCCGUCACGCGCAGGAAGUCGCCAUUGCACGGGAGAGAUGAGUUCCUGUCUUACCGAUAUCGGCAGGAGACCCACCAGCCGAUGGCCGCCUACUCGACACUCGCGUACCUCUCGUAUGUGCUGUACCCGCCUCUCUACCUUGCAGGGCCUACUGCGUCUUUCAACGCAUGGAGGUCACACAUGCACGUCAACACGCCGCAGGUCGCCUACUCACCGAUGCAAAUCGGGCUGUAUGGGCUUCGUUGGCUGGGGAACUUGCUGUGUUUCGAGGUCUUUCUGCACUUCAACUAUGCGAAUGCGAUCGCGUCGAGUGUGUACGACUGGUUCUGGCGGAGGCUGAGCGUGGCUGAGUUGGGCCUCUGUGCCUUCUGGACGCUGUUCUUCAUCUGGAUGAAGUUCCUGCUCAUCUGGCGCUACUUCCUCCUGUGGGCGCUGUGCGAUGGGGUGGAAUGCCCGGAGAACAUGAACAGAUGCGUAUACAACAACUACAGGUGCCUGUGUCUCGUGUGACUGACUCACCGACAGACACCCUUGGUCGUCUCUGUGUGUGUGUAUAUAUAUGUGUGUGUGUGUGUGUGUGUGUGUGCAGCACAGAGCAAUUUUGGCGCAGCUGGCACCGGGCCUUCAACCAGUGGUUGCUGCGGUACAUAUACUUCCCUUUGGGAGGCUCGGCCUACAAGCUGGUCAAUGUGUGGGUGGUAUUCCUGUACGUGGCCGUAUGGCACGACGUGCGGUGGCGGCUCUUGAGCUGGGCGGCACUCGUGUGCGUCAUCAUCGCACCAGAGAUCCUCGUACGCAUGCUCGCCGCCACUAAACCCAUCGCACCCAUGCAGACGAACAAGUGAGAAAGGGCUGGCACACAUGUGCUCAUGUGCGUAUUCGCGUAUUGUCAUGUGGCUGUCUCUCCGUGUGUGUCAGUUGGUUUCGGUAUGUGAUCGCGGUCGGGGGGUCGUUCAACGUGUUUCUGCUCAUCGCCGCCAAUCUCGUGGGCUUCUCGUUCGGUCAGAGACGCUGAAGACACACGUGCAGAUGCCCUGUGUGUGUCUGUGUCUGUGUUGAUGCCUCUGCUGUUGUGUCUGCAGGCUUGGAGGGCCUGAAGCUGUUCAUAUCUCGCCUGUUCGGCUCGCGUGAGGGCGUGUGGUUCAUGUGGGGGUCGUUUGUGACUGUGUUUAGCGGUGUCAAUCUGCAGCUGUGGAUCAGAUCGAGGCAGCACACCAACUACUGACGUCAUUGCGCGUAUAGAGGAUGCGCCUGUCUGUGUGUCUGGCUUGGUGUACGUGUUGUGCAAAUGGCUGCGUGUACAUAGCGGGACUGCAAGUGUCUCUCCUCGUCAUGAAAUGUGUCUCAC
Messenger RNA from Vitrella brassicaformis, 2176 nucleotides. Lineage: Eukaryota; Vitrellaceae. The record is from the annotation of a GenBank genome assembly.